Molecule: messenger RNA, 2698 nt
Organism: Rhododendron vialii
Lineage: Eukaryota; Viridiplantae; Streptophyta; Magnoliopsida; Ericales; Ericaceae
Product: U-box domain-containing protein 34-like
Exons: 9
Coding region: 67-2550 (827 amino acids)
Biological process (GO): protein ubiquitination; protein phosphorylation
Molecular function (GO): protein kinase activity; ATP binding; ubiquitin-protein transferase activity
Source: RefSeq, a predicted model, not a curated record
UGUUAGUUAUUUGUACGGAUUCUCUAGAGCUUCGAAAGAAUCGAAGUCAAGCUUCCGUUGGAGUGCAUGGAACGAAACAUGCUCGUCUGCGGCGGCCGCAAUUUGCCGGCAAAGACGACUGUGGCAGUGGCCGUCAAAGGCAACGGCGGCGGCCGCGGGGGAAACGGAAGCUGUCGGGCUGUCCGGUGGGCGGUGGAGAACCUCAUGCCCAAGGCCGAUCGUUUCGUCCUCAUCCACGUCGUGCCUAGAAUCACUUCAGUUCCUACUCUAUCUGGAGCCAAUAUCCCCAUUGAGCAACUGGAUACCCAUGUGGUGGAAAUGUAUAUGAAGGACGCAAAAGAAGAGUUUCAGAAGAUAUUUUUACCAUUUAAGAAACUAUGCAAAAGAAAAAAGAUUGAAACUUUGGUGCUGGAAGGUGACAAUCCUGCAUCAGUACUUCUUAAAUAUGUUACCGACUCUGGUGUAAGUAGUUUAGUGUUGGGCUCCUGCACUUCUUGUUUUCUCACAAGUUUCAUGGUCAGGAAGCUAGAAGAUUCUCUCGUGCCAUCAGCAGUCCUAAAAAAGGCUCCUAAAGCUUGCAGUAUUUAUAUUGUGUCAAGACAAAGGCUCAUCACAAAUUCUGUCACCCCCUUGUCAAGGGGUGAGAACAGCUCUAGACAGUGGUGGUUUACCUGUAGAGACCUCAGUUCUCUACGCAUCUACAAGUUAAAUGGUGGCCACCGUUCUUCCACAGUGGAUUGUGGAGUUACUGACACAGUGUCAUUAGUGUCCGAUAUUAGUCGCUCGUCACAGGGGUACCCCAAUCAUUCUGGCCCAUUCCAAGAAAGAAAUCAUCGGAACUGGGGAAAUAGUAGCCGAGAAAUUGAGGCAUUAGUUGCUGGCCAUUAUUCUUCCCCAGUGGAUUGUGAAGUUAAUGAGAUAGCGUCAUCUGUGUUGGAUCUUAGUCACUUUAAUUCAGUGAGAUAUCCCAACCAUUCUGGUCCACUCCCAGAAGGAAAUCAUCAAAACUCGGGGAAUAGUACCAUAGACAUUGAGGCAUUCAAUGAACGUUCUUCCGUGGCUUCUAAUGACACAAAGCAGUCGGAUGUGCAGGCAGAGGUAGAAAAAAUGCGUUUAGAAUUCAUGAACACUCGUGGCAUGUACUAUCGAGCUCGUGAGGACCUUAUCCAUACCCAAAAGGAGGUUCACUAUCUUUUUUCUAAAUGCCUUGAAGAAGAAAGACAAGUAGAUGCUGCCUUGAAAAGAGAAAGAGCUUAUAAGAAAAUUGCUGCAGAAGAUAAAAGGAAGCAUUUGGAAGCCGUAGAGGUGAUUGAGAUGGCAAAAAAAUUGCUUGGUAAAGAGGCUUAUGAAAAGAAAAUAGCCGAAAGGAUAGCUGAGAGAGAAUCUUUGGAGAAGAAGAAAAUCAUGGAUGCACUCUUGUCAAAUGACAGAAGGUACAGAAGGUACACAAGGAAUGACAUAGAGAGAGCUACUGAUUCCUUCUCUGAGGCUAAGAUGAUUGGUGAAGGAUCAUACGGCAAAGUUUACAGAUGUGAACUCGAUAAAACCCCGGUAGCUGUCAAAGUUCUGCAUUGUUCUGAUGCAACGGAGAAGAAAAAGGAAUUUCUGACAGAGAUUGAAGUUCUUAGCCAGUUACGCCACCCACACAUGGUUUUACUGCUUGGAGCCUGUCCAGAGAUUGGUUGCUUAGUAUUUGAAUAUAUGGAAAACGGAAGCCUAGAAGAUUUCGUUUCUGAUCAAAGCAGCAGGGAUCCUCUUCCUUGGUUUGUUCGAUUUCGGAUAGCAUUUGAAGUAGCUUGUGGGCUUGCAUUUUUACACAACUCGAAACCACACCCUAUUAUUCAUCGAGAUCUAAAACCGGGAAAUAUAUUUUUGGACAGAAAUUAUGUGAGCAAAAUUGGUGAUGUGGGAUUGGCUAAACUCGUUUCAGAUGUUACGCCUGACAAUAUUACACAGUAUAGGGAUUCCACUGUAUUUGGUACUCUUCACUAUGUGGAUCCAGAGUAUCACAGAACCGGAACUGUCCGACCUAAGUCUGAUCUAUAUGCUUUUGGGAUCAUUGUCCUCCAAUUGCUGGCUGCACAACACCCAGAUGGGCUUUUGUUAAACUUUGAAACUGCUCUUUCCAAUGGUUUGCUGUCUGACAUACUGGACAUAUCUAUACCAGAUUGGCCUUUUACCGAAGCUGAGGAACUAGCACAGAUGGCCCUGAGAUGCUCCAGCCUUCGGUGCAGAGAUAGGCCAGAUCUUGAAACUGAAGUUUUGCCGCUUUUGAAGAAACUUGCUGAUAUGGCAGAUGUUGCUUCAAGGGUACAGAGGAAUAUUAUUCAUGCACCUAACCACUUUUUCUGCCCAAUACUUCAGGAAGUAAUGGAGGAUCCAUACGUUGCCGCUGAUGGUUUUACAUACGAGCACAGAGCAAUCAAAGCAUGGCUUGCGAGACACAGUUUAUCUCCGGUAACAAAGCUUAGGCUGGAGCAUAAAGUGAUUAUUCAAAACAAUACAUUACGUUCCGCCAUAGAGGAUUGGAGAUUUGGAGGUCACACAUAACAUCCUCGUCCGGUUAAGUAUUCGUAGUUGCUGUGUAUAAAUUGAAGCUAGCAUUUUAUUCCACAUACCAAAGUGUCAAGUGAAGAACUUUCUAUGUAAAUAAUUGCGACAUAAGAUAACUCACAGGAAGAACCUAUUGUUACGACUA